Molecule: messenger RNA, 2856 nt
Organism: Aegilops tauschii subsp. strangulata
Lineage: Eukaryota; Viridiplantae; Streptophyta; Magnoliopsida; Poales; Poaceae
Product: factor of DNA methylation 5
Biological process (GO): gene silencing by siRNA-directed DNA methylation
Source: RefSeq, a predicted model, not a curated record
CAUCUCUCCUCCCCUCCCACCCCUCAUAAAAAAAAAACUCUCCUCCCCUCCCCCCGCCGACCAAAAUCGCCGUCCCGGCCACGAUUCCGGCAGAUUCGUACGGAGCAAGGUCGGCAUGCGGUGCCAACCGCAACUCCGCGCCAAAAUCCGCCUCCUCGACCCACCCGCGGCCCCCUCCACCGCCUGCGACGCCGGCCUACGCGCGCUGGGCCUCCUCGACUUCGUCCGCCUCGACCUCUGCUUCUCCGGCGCGUUGUGCCGCCAACACGUCGCAGAUCUCAUCGCCAACUACAAUGCGGAACACGGGCGGAGCUUCACCCAGAAUGGCCGCAUCGAUGUCUGCUGCCGUACCUUCGCCAAGGCGCUCUGCCUCCCGCCCCCUGGGGCUGCGGCUGCGAGGACCGCGUCCUACGAAGUGGACUCGGCCGCCGUCGCCUUCGCCGCGACGGAGUUCAUCAAGGCCUACAUCCUGACACCGUUAGAGGCAGGCAGCGGCUGGAAUAGCAGGGCCCGCACGAGGGCACAGAUGGUGGUGAUGGAUGGGAAGGCGCAUACUUUUGACUGGACCGCGCUAAUCUGGAGCCUCGUGGAGGAAGAGAUGUUGGAGCUUAGGAAAGGGACGAGGUCUCACUCGGCAUGCUACUACGGCGCCUACCUGCAGAAGCUCGUCUUGGUGAAGUGGCCGACUCUUUUCCGGCCGCCGCCCAAGUCGUCAUUGGGUGCGCAACACAAGAAGCCCUCCGCAAUCAGCGGGAGAAACAACCGAUUAACAACCAGUGAGCUGGAUUCCAAGUCCAAGAUGCAAAAACUUUUUGGUGCGAGAUCUAUGCAGACAGAGACUCCAGCGCUAGCUACCUUAAACAAGCUUGAUAGUACAAAGAACCUUGAGCAAGACAAAGAAAAGUUGCGUUCGACGAAGUCACUCAACGAUGCUGUAGUUACCCCAAAAAGAAAAAACAACGAUGAGUUGCAGCACCCAGAGCUGGAUCCCGAGAUGAAAAAGGAUCUCGAUGCAAAAUCAAUGCAGCCCGAAGCAAGAUCUGCGGAGUUUGAUGCGAGACCCAUGCAGACAGAGCUUGCACCGCUAGCUACCCUGAAAGAGCUCGAUAGAAGAAACCUUGAGCAAGACAAUGAAAACUUGCAUUCAACAAAGUCGCUCAACAGGGCUGUAGUUACCCAAAAAAGAAAAGGAAACGAUGAGUUGCAGCACGCAGAGGUGGAUCCCAAGAUGAAUAAGGAUCUUGAUGCAAAAUCCAUGCAGCCCGAAGCAAGACCUGCGGAGUUUGAUGUGAGACCCAUGCAGACAGAGCUUGCACCACUAAAAGAGCUUGAUAGAAAAAACCUUGAGCAAGACAAUGGAAACUUGUAUUCAGCCAAGUCGCUCAACGAGGCUGUAGUUACCCAAAAAAGAAAAAGGAACGAUGAGUUGCAACACUCAGAGGUGGAUCCCAAGAUGAAAAUGGAUCUUGAUGCAAAAUCCAUGCAGCCCGAAGCAAGAUCCAAACAACUUGACGCCAGGGACAAGCAGCCUAGUCAUGGUCUAUGGAUCUGGAAGCGAAAUCAAAGAUGUUGGAUGUAAAAUCCAAGAUGAUUGACGCGAGAUGCAAGAAGAUUGAAGCAAGAUCAGCAGAGUUUGACGUGAGAUCCAAGCAACUUGAUGCCAGACACUUGCAGUUUGAGGCAAGAUCUAUGGAGCUAGAAGUGAAAUCCAGGAGGCUUGAAACGAGAUCAAAGGAGCUUAAAGCUCUACAUGCGCAAAAUGAGUGUGAGAGGAUGCACCUUGCGCAAUACAAGAAAAAGUUACAUCGUAAGAUGCACACAGUUGAGUCUUUUAACCAGGCUUUAGUAACCCAGCAAAGAAAAGGAAAUGAUGAGUUGGAGUGUCUAAGGGAGCGAGUAGCACAGUUACAGAAUGAACUGGAAGCAAUGGAGUCGCUCAAUCGUGUUCUACUAACCAAGGAAGUAGGCAGCAACAAUGAGUUGCAAGUUGCGUGGAAAAGGCUGAAAGAUGGGCUGCAGAAGUUUACAAAUGGACGGGCGAAUAUAGGGGUCAAGAGAAUGGGCGAGCUUGACAUGAAAGCAUUUGCGAAUGCUUGCAAACAAGAUUUAUCACAAGAAGAUGCCCAAGUUGAUUCUGUUUUUCUUUGUUCAAAGUGGCAAGCUGAAAUUACAAACUCAGAGUGGCACCCUUUUAAGAUCGUCAUGGUUGAUGGUAAAGAGAUGGAAAUUCUCUUAGAGGAUGAUGACAAGCUGCGGAAGUUGAAGGAAGAACAUGGUGAAGAAAUAUGCACUUUGGUAACGAAUGCACUGCUUGAAAUCAAUGAGUACAACCCCAGUGGCCGUUAUGUUGUACCAGAACUGUGGAACUAUAAGGAUGGCCGGAAAGCAACGCUGGAAGAAGGCAUCGAGUUCAUCGUGAAACAGUGGCAAUCACAUAAGAAGCGCUGAACCUGGGAAGCCAGGUUUCAUGCAUAGAGGGGGCGAGUUUGCUCAUGGAGAGGGCCAAGCUUUCAUGGAGUGAGAAAAUUUGGCAGCAGCAGCCACUACCAUUGAAGAAGAAGCAGAUGCUGAGGGAAUUUGUCCCUGCGCUGAACCCCAUUUAUCUGCAGGCUUCGUGUGCUGCUUUUGCUUUCAUAUCUUCCACCUUUAACUAGACAUAGUGUGAGUUUAAUGUUUUAGUGUAUUAGGUAGAGGUUGGUAGUGGCUCAUUGGUUGAUACUGAUUGUACAACUAUAUUAACCGUCAUCGCCUUUCAUCUUAUUAUUAGUUAGAUCCUCUUAUUGUAGAAUUGGCAUGUACUACUAGUCUAAAAUGUAGAUUGCCUCUUAUCUUCACAUAUGUGAUGUUUACCCUUAA